ACUCUCCUAACCCCACAUGCAUGCUUAAAAGGGACUCAGAGACAAGCACUGGCUUCCAAUCGUGGUUGGGUGAGCCAGUCGUCCAGGGUAGGAGAGACAGAGCUGAUUAUUCUUUUCUUACUCCAGAUCUCUAACCAAAAAAGAGGAGACUGCACUGAGGAAGCAAGUUCAACUUUGAGAAACAAAACAAGACAGAUAUGCCACAGAACGUGGUGCUGGACGGGCCAGCCCCUUGGGGAUUUCGGCUUUCAGGAGGCAAAGAUUUUAACCAGCCGCUGACCAUAACUCGGGUGACACCAGGCAGCAAGGCAUCUCGGGUCAACCUGUGCCCAGGAGACAUCAUCCUGGCCAUCCAGGGAGCGUCCACUGAUGGUAUGACUCACGCUGAAGCUCAGAACAAGAUCAAAGACUCCACCAAUCAGCUUUUCCUCAAGAUAGAGAGGCCAGAAACAAAAAUGUGGUCACCUCAGGUUAUAGAAGAGGGGAAAGUGAACCCAUUCAAAAUCAAUUUGGAGGCAGAGAAGCAAGAGUGUAAACCUAUUGGCACAGGUCAUAACAGAAGAGCGCAGCCCUUUGUGGCUGCCGCCAGUCUGGAUGACAAAACGCAGGUGGUGAGCUCCACCUACAACACUCCCAUAGGCCUCUACUCUCAAGAUAACAUCCAGGACGCCCUGCAAGGACAGAUCCGGGGUCUGGUGCAUGAAAAGCCUGAGGGUGACAUCACAUCCCAGACGCUGAUCGGAAAUGUAGCUCAAAUGUCUGGCACCCCGUCGGAUGGGUCCAGGGCAGCUCUUUCUGCACAGUAUAACUCCCCAAUUGCAUUAUACUCAGCAGACAAUGUCUCAAAUACACUGCAGCAGGCUCAGAUGUCAACUGUAGUCAGGCAGGCAUUGCCCAGCCCUACACCCCUGACGUCUAUUGAAGACUCUCAUGUGUACCGUAUGCUCCAGGACAACCAAGAGCAGUCACAUGAACCACGUCAGUCUGGAUCAUUCAAGGCCCUGCAAGACUAUGUGGAGAGCGAUGGCACAAGGCCCAUGGUGACUAGAAGUGUAAAAGCCCCAGUGACAAAGCCCCAAGCCGCCACAUCCUCACUCCAGAAGCUGCCUCUCUGUGAUAAAUGUGGCACUGGCAUUGUUGGACCGGUGGUGAAAGCUCGGGACAAGUACCGCCAUCCAGCCUGUUUCGUGUGCUCAGACUGCGGCUUGAACUUGAAGCAGAAAGGCUACUUUUUUGUGGAGGGACAGAUGUACUGUGAAGCCCAUGCUCGAAUGCGAAUGACCCCACCUAAGGGACAUGAUCUAGUCACUGUAUAUCCUACUGCUUAGAGGGACGGACAGUUGAAAUUAGACAACUUCUAUUGUUUGCGAUUAUUGCUUCUUGAUAUUCCGUUGUUCAUUUCUUCAUUUAAGUUUAUAAAGGGAAAUACAAGGCCAAUUUAAAGCCAUAUACACAAAGUAUUAAGAUGUUUUUAGUGAUCGAAUCAUUACUACAUUACUGUUUACACCUGGUAUUAACAUGCAUUAGCCAUUGCUUCACUUUGAUUCAGGAUGGAUUGAUUUAAAUGCAAUGUGGUCACGUGUUUCUGACUACCCCUGUACGGUUCACUGAUACAAUUUCAAAACAUUUUAGAACCCACAAAGCACUCUGAGCACUGAAAACUUGUGAUCUGAUAACAGUUAAUGCUAGGUGUAAAUGGGAUCUAUACUCUCAAAACUCUUUCUUAAGGCCUUAAUCUAGUUCUCGUUGAAAAGCUACUACUUAGUCAACUCUGUCAUUUCUCACUUAUUAGCCUUCUGUGCAGAGCAAAUCCUAAAUUUAGACACAAACUAAUCCCUUUAGGUUUCAGUUAUUCUCAAAAUAUGAAAGAAGGGGAAUUUUACUUUUAAUACAGGUUCAAUAUGCCAUCAUCUAUGUACAAAGUAUUUGGAAAUACACACAAAUCGUCAAUUGGGGGGUCGUCACACUUGCACAGUAAAAAAAAAAAAAAAUGCAAUCUGUUUCCCAAUACAAUUUUUGUUUUUCUGUUUGUUUAUAUAAUUUCUAUGAAUAUUAUUUGUGCUGCAUUGUUUUUUUUUUUAAUUCUCAUGUUUGAACUUAAAGUCAUAGUUCACACAAAAUAGAAAACUCUGUUGUCAUAUGCUCAGCUACAGUAUCCCUUUAGGGCCACCUUUACACAUAAGAUGAAAGGUUUUAACCAUAAUCA
Cyprinus carpio (common carp) is the source of this 2206-nucleotide messenger RNA. It is a transcript of the gene pdlim3b, whose product is annotated as PDZ and LIM domain 3b. Gene Ontology annotation, molecular function: actin binding; muscle alpha-actinin binding. NCBI's taxonomy places the organism in Eukaryota, Metazoa, Chordata, Actinopteri, Cypriniformes, Cyprinidae. The record is from RefSeq and is a predicted model, not a curated record. Gene Ontology annotation, cellular component: stress fiber; filamentous actin; Z disc. Gene Ontology annotation, biological process: heart development; muscle structure development; actin cytoskeleton organization.